AUGGCAUCAAAUUGGCCCAAUCCUAAACAGGGUUUAACUAGUCGGGCGUCAAAUCCCUUCCCAAACGUCCAAAACUCAGUUCAUCAAACUCCAUUUGCAAAUACAACCCAUCCACCGACUCAUCCACCAGUAAAUCCUCCACCAACCGCCGGAGGAUAUGGAUAUAAUCAACCUCAGACGUUUCCUGGUCAACAAUUUCAACCCGCCUCUGCAGUACCGCCACCUUAUAACCCAAAUCAAUCAGGGUUGGUGAAUAGAAGCGGACUUGGAAACGCUACAUACUCGAAUCCCCCAAGCGUACAUUUUAGUUCUAGCUUGGACUACACUAGUCACGUGCCGCCAGCAUUUUCAGAACCAGCACCGGCACCAGUACCACCACCAAAAUUAGAGGAAAUUAACCAAUCUCAAACACCCCAAGGUGUGACGCCACCGAAGUCGACAUCAAAGACCCUAACAGGUCAAGUGUUCCACGAUAACUUCUCGUCAACAUCAACACUAGGAUACAAGACGGAUGAAGAUGUGCUGGAUUCAGUGGUUCUGGCAAAUACCACAAAGAAUUUCGUUUCGCUCUCAGUGGGAACACUCCCAGCAACUGACCAGUUGCACCAAAAGUCGGGCUUCACGCUCUCUUACACAAUCUCGCCACUAAACCCAGAUCUAAUCGCACGUUUAGUUGAAACUGUACCAUUAGUAAACCACGGAAAUGAAUCAAUCACUAGAUGUAAACAAUGCAGAGCAUAUAUAAACCCAUUUGUAAGAACAGACGCCUCCAAAAGGUUCUGGAUCUGUAACCUGUGUGAAACCUCAAAUGAACUCCAAACGAGAUAUCUCUCGUCCUUUAACCAAUACCCAGGAUCAAACCAAGCAAAUGAACUGGAGUUAAAUUGUGGAGUAAUUGAGUUCAUGGCGUCAGCAGAUUAUACAGUCAGACCGCCUCAGCCGCCAUCGUACCUAUUCCUAAUCGAUGUCUCAUCCAACGCAGUAAACUCAAGAAUGCUAGAAGUUGUUUGUAAAACCAUCAAAGAGCUGAUAUUGGACAACGAAUUUGCGAGUGAUAAUCGCACACUCGUGGGUCUGAUGACCUUUGACUCUUCAGUACAUUUCUACCAAAUAUCCAGAGGUUCGGAAAACUACCAACUCCUCGUCGUGGCUGAUUUGGAAGAUCUGUUCCUGCCACUGCCAGGAGAAGUAUUAUUAAACCUGCAAGAAUCCUCAGAGGACUUCCUGAAGUUGUUAGAUACAUUGCCAUCAUUGUGGAAAAACACAACAACAACGGGAUCAGCACUGGGGAGUGCAAUCAGAAGUGCACAUUACUCAAUGAAACACGUCGGAGGAAAGCUAAUCGUAUUCGCAGCCUCACCAUGCACAUUUGGAGACUUUUCAAUAACCUCCGCCCAAAAAUCAGAGUCAGGAACACAAUCAUCAAACGUCCUGAAUAUGAAUAAGAAACCGACAACCAAGAUACACCCACUUGAGAAAUGCAAAGACUUCAGCUGCAUGAUGUGCCAGACCCAAACCACACUGGACCUCUUUGUGUGUACUCCACAGUCUCUCAACUUAGAUAAAUUACAAUACAUGUCAACUAUGACAUCAGGAAACAUAUAUUACCAUCCAUUUAAGAAUCACGCAGAAAAUUUUAAGUUGGUUAACGAGCUUAAGCACCUUGUGAGAAGAACAACAGUGUGGGAAAGUGUAAUGAGAAUCAGACUGAGCAAAGGCUGGAAAGUAACCAACUGGCAUGGAAACUGUUUCGUAAGAGGAAGUGACCUUAUGGUACUCCCAACAACCUCAGAAGACCACAGCUACACAAUUACCUUCGUACCAGAUACAGCCAACUCAAAUAAUACAAGUUCAGCUGGAAAGAAAGUCAUGUACAUACAAACGGCCUUGUUACACACUAACAGUUCAGGAGAAAGAAGGAUAAGAGUGUUUAACACGGCAGUGGGAGUUUCAAAUGAUUUGGGGACAGUUCUCAACAGCGUGAACGUGGAAACCUUGGUGUUUAACAUGCUGCUAGGAGCAGUUAAAGUAUACCAAACGAGCGGGAAAAUGGCUGACGCAAGGAAUCAUCUAACAACACACUGCUCAAGAGUAAUGAACAGUAUGUCAAUAUUGGGCUCGACAGCAGACUCAGCAAGAGUGCUCUCACUAUAUGUUCUGGGUCUUCUCAAAAGCACAAUAUUCACAGAUGAACACAACCAGGACUACCGAGUCUAUCUCAGCACCAAGUUCAGAAGCUGUAAAAUCGAUCAAGUCAUUUUAUACGCAUACCCCCAGCUGUAUAACUUAUCUAACGAACUCAAUUCACAAGAAUUGUUACUUCAAGGGCUACCACUGUCUAUUGAAUCAGUCUUGCAAGAGUGUUUCUACCUCCUAUUUAACGGAGAGUACUUGUUGUUAUGGGUCGGAAAGAACGUUCCAAACAAUUUGCUACAAACUACCUUUGACGCACCCUCAUUUGAACACCUUAACGUGGCUCUUGUCCCACACGCACUGGAACAGUCAACGUCAAAUAACGCACACAAAGUUAAGGUUUGUCUGGAAACACUAAGAGCAAGAGUCCCGCCAUACGUACCACUGAUGGUACUCAAGCAGGGAGAAUCAGACUCACUGUUUUAUUCAAGCCUGGUCCAAGACAAAACACAUGGAAUGAUGGUCACAUUCCAGGAAUUUUACAACUCGAUGCAGCCAACAUCAGCGUUGGGAAUCAAGAGAUAA
Theileria annulata is the source of this 2718-nucleotide messenger RNA. Its product is annotated as protein transport protein sec24-like, putative. NCBI's taxonomy places the organism in Eukaryota, Apicomplexa, Aconoidasida, Piroplasmida, Theileriidae. The transcript is spliced from 11 exons. Gene Ontology annotation, biological process: intracellular protein transport; COPII-coated vesicle cargo loading; endoplasmic reticulum to Golgi vesicle-mediated transport. Gene Ontology annotation, molecular function: SNARE binding; zinc ion binding. The record is from RefSeq and is a predicted model, not a curated record. Bases 1 to 2718 code for a protein of 905 amino acids. Gene Ontology annotation, cellular component: endoplasmic reticulum exit site; COPII vesicle coat.